AUGGUGGAAUCGAAGACGACAAGAUUGUCAAUGUUGGCUUUAUGUUUUGGAGUAACGCUGUUCAUCUUCUUUCUCCGGUUUACAGUCAUAGGAGAACUCAAUCUCUCCGUAGCCCCACCGAAAGUAUCAUGUGGUGUCACACACCAUACCCCAGCCCUUGUAUUCAGUGCGGCCGGGUACAACGGAAACUAUUACCAUGAUAUAAACGAGAACUUCAUCCCACUUUUCAUCACCAUCAAUUCACUCUACCCUAAUCAAGAUGUGACACUUGUGAUCACGGAGGGUACUAUUUGGUGGUUACAAAAGUACGCUGAAAUAUUGUCUGCGUUUAGUCCCCACCAUUCGAUCAUCAACGCAAACAACUUAUCAACCGUCCAUUGCUUCCCUUCAGCGACCGUAGGGUUGAUGAAGCAUGGACACAUGAUCAUAAACCCAAAACUGUUACCAAACCCUAAAACCCUUUUUGAUUUCCGUGCAUUUCUAGGGAAAGUAUACACCAAAAUUGGUGCCCCGUUUAUGUACCCAAGUGAAAAUGGGAAGCCACGUUUGACAUUGAUAAGUAGAAAGGGGGACGUGAGCCGUGUGAUUUUAAACGAAGAAGAUGUGAUCAAGGUGGCGGAAGAAUUAGGGUUUCAUGUGCAUGUGUGGGAGCCAUCAGCAAGCACUCCAAUGGCCCAGGCAGGGUCAGUGUUGGUUCAAGUGCCACUUGGACUUGGUUGGGCUUCAAGAACUUGCGAUGAGAAACCACCUAAAAAUUUAGGGUUGGAAUACAUGGAGUACAAGACUAGGGUAAAUGAAAGCAGCUUGUUGGAGAAAUAUGGUGCUGAUAGCUUGGUGAUCAAGGAUCCUGUGGCUUUUCAAAACAAAUGGUCUGAGAAAAGGGUAUAUUGGAAGGAGCAAAAUGUUAGGAUUCACAAAGUUUUUGACAAAAGUUUAUGA
Molecule: messenger RNA, 939 nt
Organism: Sphenostylis stenocarpa
Lineage: Eukaryota; Viridiplantae; Streptophyta; Magnoliopsida; Fabales; Fabaceae
Source: the annotation of a GenBank genome assembly